UAAGUGUUUGAUAAACGCAAAAGUAAUUCAGUGCGGUAUUGACCUCUUUAAUAGGCUCAACUUGUUUUUUCUUCAUAUAAAUACACAAGUUGGUAGUUUAUAGGGUCCACUAUCUCGCACUGAUUAUAUAUUGUAAGUGAAUGACCGUAAUUAAAAAUUCAACGUGUGUGUUUUCCUGGAGAAGCUUUUCGCAUUGUUCGACCUAGAUAGAGACGGAUUAUUAAAACAAGAGGAGUGGAUCGAAUUCUUGAAAGGCCGACUGACACAUGAAAAACAGCUUGACUUCAUUGACCAAAUCGAAAGCGUCGCCUAUGUGUUAUGCGGCGAGGAACCUAUAAAUUUCACCACUUUUCGCCAGAUAUUCCAUGCUAAAGGAAUUAUUGAGAAAUUAUUAAAACUCAUCGAUGUUGAGUGCACAGGCAGCGUAACACCUGAACAAAUCAUGGAGUUUAUUGCAACGAUAAGUAGCCCAAGGUCGCGAAUAGGCUUUGACGAACGAAAUUUAGAAUGGCUUGAAAAAAUUUUUAAGCAAACUGUUGGAAACGAAAAAGAAAUCAGGAGAGAGGAAUUCCAAAAAAUUGUCACCUCGAAAAAUCCAUUUUUUACGGAAAGAGUAUUUCAAAUCUUCGACAAAGACAACUCCGGUACUGUAUCACUUCAAGAAUUCCUCGAUGCUAUGCACCAGUUUGCAGGCAAAACUCCCAACGAUAAAAUCAGAUUCCUCUUUAAAAUCUACGACAUUGAUGGGGAUGGACUAAUCCAGUUGCGUGAGCUCGAGCACGUACUGCGCGCUUGCAUGGAAGAAAAUGGAAUGAAAUUCAGCGAUGAGCAAAUUGAGGAUUUAACGGUUGCCCUUUUCGAAGAUGCUGACAAGGGAAGUCGUGGAGCCAUUACCUUUGAGGCGCUCAAGCGGCAACUUGAGAAGCACGAAGGUCUUUUAGAAAACCUCACGAUUAGCAUAGACAGAUGGCUCGUUCCACCAAAGCCAGAAACGCCUAAAAGACAGUAUCCACAACUCUGUCCAAAACUUCCAUAUCAACUAACAAAGCCAUAUUUGAAAAAUAACUACGUGAAGAUGACAUUCAUAGCUUGUUUUUUUAUCAUCAAUUUUGCUCUCUUCGUUUCAAGGGCUUAUCAAUACAGACACGCAAAUGGAUACAUCAUACUCGCCCGAGCUUGCGGCCAAUGCUUAAAUUUUGAUUGUAUGUUCGUGCUCGUACUGAUGCUACGACAAUGCAUAACAUUCUUAAGGACUCACGGGUUUAGCUGGGUACUCCCGCUUGACAAUCACAUAUACCUGCAUAAAAUGACGGGUGCACUAAUUGGUGUAUUUAGUGUCAUCCAUACAGUCAUGCAUCUUCUUAAUAUCGGUACGGUUGUUAUAAACGAUCAUGAGUACUUGAAUCACGCAAACUAUACGAUGUCGGAGUGGUUACUUACAAGUAGACCGCACAUGUUUGGUCUGGUGGCUGGUGGUGCUAAUCCCACAGGCGUUGCCUUAAUUGUCAUUCUUGCCAUCAUGACCGUAUGCUCACUACCGUUCGUUCGUAGAGGAGGCUGCUUUGAGGUAUUUUACUGGUCGCACCUACUGUACAUACCAUUCUGGAUUCUUAUGAUCUUCCAUGGGCCGAAUUUCUGGAAGUGGUUCGUGGUACCAGGGUUAAUCUACGUGAUUGAACGUAUCCGCAGGAUAGCUUGGGUUCACGCUCAACGUGGUAAAACAUAUAUCAGCUCGGGAUUGUUAUUACCAUCUAAGGUCACGCAUUUGGUGAUUAAACGACCUCCAAACUUCGAUUUUCGUCCUGGUGACUACGUUUUUGUCAAUGUACCAGUCAUUGCCAAGUACGAAUGGCAUCCAUUCACCAUUAGUAGUGCUCCUGAACAAGAAGAAUAUAUGUGGCUACACAUCAGAGCUGUUGGUGAAUGGACUAACAGUCUCUACUCUUACUUUGAGAAGGAGCAACAAAAACUCCAUCGGGGUGAAAUUCUUCCAGUUGAAAAUUGUACAAAAGUAUCACCAUGUAAGAUUGUAAGGAAUAUUCCAAUAAUGUUGGAAAAGAAGUUCUCUAUCGAUUCCCUCAAUCAUCCUAGUGGAAUUGUAAAUCCUUCAUAUUCGUCGGAUCACGAAAGACUAUCAUCAAAUCAAACUAUAAAUUCAACUGAUUCGUUUACAACCGCCUCAGAAACGAAUACGCCAGCAAAAGCUUCGCAAGAAAAGAGGAUUCACCAGCUGGUUCUGGGAAAUAAAAUUCCUUUUGAGAAAUCACUAUCUAUGCCAGAUAUGCAAACAAAAACUAAAAAAAGAGAGAGGAUUAUGGCGCUUCGAGAUUACAUGAGAUCUGAAUCUGAAAGAAGCUUCGACGAAACGUUAAUGCGGCGUGCAAGACUGAAGUCUCUAGGCUUGGCUUAUUUGAGUCCACAGAAUAAGUCAUUAGCGCAGAGUUUUCGUUACAUGCGCACCAAACCAACUAUAAUCGCGUUCAAAACUCCCAGCUUGGAGAACUGCGACUACGAACUCCAGUCUUCGACUUCCAAAUCAACAGUUGACGAGAAUGAGCAGAAAACAAUGACGCCCACAGUACGAGCUGCUAUAGCCGAAGAAGGUAGAGUAGGACAAGAUUGUGCAAUCGAUAAGAGGAGACCAAGCUCCUCCAGAGGUGUCAAGUGCGAGAUAUUUUGUCAUACACCCAUGAAUUAUCCCGUAGGAAAGCCGCUUGAAAUCUAUUUAGACGGGCCUUACGGAGCACCAUCAAGCCACAUUUUUCAAGCUCAGCACGCAGUGUUGAUUGCCACGGGUAUCGGAGUCACACCAUUCGCUUCGAUUCUUCAGUCGAUUAUGCAUCGUUAUUGGAAGGCUCGUCACACUUGUCCCAAAUGUACAUUCUCAUGGGCGAGCGAAAUUCCUGCGACAAUCAUGAAACUACGAAAGGUUGACUUCUUUUGGAUCAAUCGAGAUCAGCGUUCAUUCGAGUGGUUCGUCAAUUUACUCUCGCAACUCGAGAUGGAACAGGCCGAACUUGGUGCUACGAUGGAACGUUUUCUAGAGAUGCAUAUGUACAUAACAAGCGCUUUGCAAAAGAGCGAUAUGAAGGCUGUCGGCUUGCAGCUUGCUCUCGAAUUACUUCAUGAAAAAGAAAAACGAGACCUCAUAACUGGACUAAAGACCCGUACGAACGCAGGCCGACCAAACUGGGACAAAGUUUUCAAACAGUUGCAAUUACAGAAGAAAGGCAAGGUGACGGUCUUCUAUUGUGGUCCACCGCAGCUUGGUCGUAUUUUACGAUACAAGUGCGAUCAGUUUGGCUUCAACUUCCGCAAGGAAUCGUUUUAAAUUUUUUUUAUUUUCGCUCGAAUGAGCUUGAUUGUUAUUUUUUACAGAUUAUUUCUCAACGGCUUUUACUCAAAAUCAUUUACAAUACUUUAAUGCGAACAUUUCAUUUUUUAAUCUAUAUUAUAGCCUUUAUUAUUGUACGUUAAAUAUAGAAAUUAUUCGUUUGUUUAUUUAUUAUUAAAUUAUCAUUGCUUACUCUUAGCUUGAAUUUUUUAGCAAAGUUAACGAGGACGAUUCACCUUUUGGUGUGUGUGUGUAACUAUUGAAUUUUUUAAGAAUUUACUGUGUAUGAUUUACUAUUAUACUUAUUCAGUUUUAUUAUCAGAACUCUCUAUUUUUAUAAGAUCUUAACGAAAGCAUAACUUACAGUGAAAGAUGAUAGUAUUAUAAAUAGUGAAAAUGUUGAAAAUUUUCUUUGUGCUUCUUUUUAAUAUAGAAGUAUAAGCACUGAUAGCUACUGAGCAUCUCAACUCGUUAGAAAUAAACAUAAGUUCCACGAUUAGAAGCCUUAUCAGCA
Molecule: messenger RNA, 3848 nt
Organism: Phymastichus coffea
Lineage: Eukaryota; Metazoa; Arthropoda; Insecta; Hymenoptera; Eulophidae
Gene: Nox
Product: NADPH oxidase 5
Exons: 19
Coding region: 443-3331 (962 amino acids)
Biological process (GO): superoxide anion generation; defense response
Cellular component (GO): NADPH oxidase complex; plasma membrane
Molecular function (GO): superoxide-generating NAD(P)H oxidase activity; calcium ion binding
Source: RefSeq, a predicted model, not a curated record